AUGGAGAUCGCCUUGCUGAGGUUGGAGGAGGGCGAGGAGGCGGCGGCGGCGGCGGGCGGCAGGUGUGCGGGCAGCGGCGGAGGAGGAGGGAUCUGGUGGGAGCAGGAGGGCGGCAUGGGCGAGCCAGCGGCUGGGGCCGGGGCUGGGGGGCGGCCGGACGAGUGCGGCGAGCGGGUGGUGAUUAACGUGGCGGGGCUGCGCUACGAGACCCGGCUCGCCACCCUCAGCCAGUUCCCGGACAGCCUCCUGGGCGACCCGCUGCAGCGGCUGCGCUACUUCGACCCGCUGCGCAACGAGUACUUCUUCGACCGCAGCCGCCCCUGCUUCGACGGCAUCCUCUACUUCUACCAGUCGGGCGGCCGAGUCCGCAGACCCGUCAACGUCUCCAUCGACAUGUUCGCCGACGAGAUCCGCUUCUACCGCCUGGGUCCCGAGGCCAUGGAGCGCUUCGGGGAGGACGAGGGCUUCAUCAAGGAGAAGGAGCGGCAGCUUCCUCGCCGCGAGUUCCAGAAGCAGUUGUGGCUCCUGUUCGAGUAUCCCGAGAGCUCCAACCCGGCCCGCUGCAUAGCCAUCGUGUCCGUGUUGGUCAUCGUCAUCUCCAUCAUCAUCUUCUGCCUGGAGACCCUGCCCGAGUUCCGCGACGACCGGUACAACAGCUUCAACCGCACGACCAACGGCACCAGGGGCUCGACGGGGAACAGCCUCAGCGACCCCUUCUUCAUCGUGGAGACCACCUGCGUGGUGUGGUUCACCCUGGAGCUGCUGGUGCGCUUCUUCUCCUGCCCCAGCAAGCCGGUCUUCGCCAGGGACAUCAUGAACAUCAUUGACAUCGUGGCCAUCAUCCCCUACUUCAUCACCCUGGGCACCGAGAUGGCUGAGCAACAAGCCAACGGGCAACAAGCCAACGGGCAACAAGCCAUGUCCUUGGCCAUCCUCAGGGUCAUCCGGCUGGUCCGCGUCUUCCGCAUCUUCAAGCUCUCCAGGCACUCCAAGGGUCUCCAGAUCCUGGGCCAGACCCUCAAGGCCAGCAUGAGGGAGCUGGGUCUUCUCAUCUUCUUCCUCUUCAUCGGGGUAAUCCUCUUCUCCAGCGCUGUCUACUUCGCCGAGGCCGAUGACCCCAGGUCCAAUUUCUCCAGCAUCCCCGACGCCUUCUGGUGGGCAGUGGUCACCAUGACCACCGUGGGCUAUGGGGACAUGAAGCCCAUCACCGUGGCGGGCAAAAUCGUGGGGUCCCUGUGCGCCAUCGCCGGGGUGUUGACCAUCGCGCUGCCCGUGCCCGUCAUCGUGUCCAACUUCAACUACUUCUACCACCGGGAGAACGACAAUGAAGAACAAGCCAAGUACCUUAUCGACAAAGUCGAAGUUGAGAGCAGCAUCUCAGAAGAUCUGAAGAAGAGCAGAAACUCCAUUGGCAACCAUUUAGAGAACAGCGAUGGGGUGAAUCAUGGCACAGGGACACACUGCAAAGCCAACAGCACCUUGGACAUCAGGAAGUCAUUGUACGCACUUUGUAUGGUUCCCAACACUGAAACAGACUUGUAGUCACAGCAGAUUGUUUGAACAUUACAGAUUAGUUUUAUCCAUAGAAGGACUUAUUUUGAAUUAAAGACAUAUCAUUUGUACAAACUACAAAAGUUAGGUUAGUUGGGUCGGAAGAGAAACUAAUUUUAUACAACAUACUUUAUUCUACAAAAGAAAAUAUCAAGAAGAUUGGGUGUAUGUCUUGGCACUACAGCCUUAACUUGGGGGGAAGAGAUUGAUGGCCAGCUAUUUUCUCCAGGAGCCCAUCAAUAUUUGAAUAUUUAACAGUUCUGUGUUGCAUUUGCAGUGUCUUCAAAUAAUAGAAAGCAAACGUGGUCUUCAAAUUCCAUAAGUAUUUUUUGAUUUGUUAUUUCAGAAGGGAAGUGCGUGAAGUACUUUGUUUAACUUUGCAGUGAAGACAGAGGCUGUGGACUGUUUGUAUUUGGGUUUUCUGCUUUAUGUCCUCAAAGUAUUCAAAACAAUGUAGCAGGUGAAAGGGGAAGCUAGAAGAUGGCGAAAUGCAGGGUGAUACAUGCAGUGAAAGGGUUUUGCAGUAGUGUUUCUAUUGUUUGUUUGUGAGCAACCGUUCUAGAAUUGAGCAGGGAAACAAUCUAGGUGUUCGUUUUAUGAAUCUGUUGGUAACGAAAACAAAAAACGGGUUACGGAUUUGGUCGAUGUUACAGCAUAUACAUCUAUUUACAAUAUAUUUUUUCAAACAAAGUAUAAAAUAUUCAUGCAUUAAUCACUGAACAGAAUAUUUAGAUAAUCAUUUUGCUCCAGUGUACUGGAAACUGAGACCAGCAAAUUUAGCUUUUUGUUCAGAAUAUACUUAAUCGGCGAAGCGCUAGACUGUCUUGUUCCUGGUAGAGUUGGAAAACAGUUUGUGGAAAUACAAACCAAUUUUAUGUGCUGCCCCCACGGAAUUCAAUGGACGAUGUCCAUCCUACACAUUUGUACAAAGACCUAAAUGAACGCACUUUUACAUUACUGCUGUAAGAAACUAAUUUUAAGUCCGCCUAUUCAUCCUGAACAUUAAAUCAGAAAACUGGCUACAACAAAUGAAGCUUGAGAUAACUGUUGAAUGAAAACAGUUGUCACAAAAAAAUGCAUUGAAUAAAGAAAAAAACUAAAAAUUACCAUUUCAUCGUUGAACUGGAAUGCUCCUUUUAGAUAAUCUCAGCAAAAUAUUCUGGAUUGGUAUUUACUGGGUCUCCUCAUUUACCUUUUGAAAAUGCAUUGAGAAAGUUGAUUUUUGGACCACAUGGUAAAUCAGGGACUUCAGAC
This is a messenger RNA of Amblyraja radiata (thorny skate), 2805 nucleotides long. RefSeq names its product potassium voltage-gated channel subfamily A member 3-like. Gene Ontology annotation, molecular function: protein binding; delayed rectifier potassium channel activity. The record is from RefSeq and is a predicted model, not a curated record. NCBI's taxonomy places the organism in Eukaryota, Metazoa, Chordata, Chondrichthyes, Rajiformes, Rajidae. Bases 1 to 1542 code for a protein of 513 amino acids. Gene Ontology annotation, cellular component: membrane; intercalated disc; voltage-gated potassium channel complex. Gene Ontology annotation, biological process: potassium ion transmembrane transport; action potential; protein homooligomerization. The transcript has a single exon.